Molecule: messenger RNA, 861 nt
Organism: Pocillopora meandrina
Lineage: Eukaryota; Metazoa; Cnidaria; Anthozoa; Scleractinia; Pocilloporidae
Source: the annotation of a GenBank genome assembly
AUGUACGGUGACAUAAUUUACGGAGAUCCAUGGGCAACUGGCUAUCCACCUCGACGUGGUCAUAACGAAGGAAACCUCUUCAUGAGCUCGGGGGAUUUUCACGGAGAAAGACCGUUUCCCUUUUGGGAAAACCCAGCAGUUUACUUUCCACCUGCCAACCCCCAAAAAGUUUCCACAGGGAAGAAAACGAGACGAGCUCCAAAGGAUAAACAAACGUUGGAUGAUACGAGAGUCCCAUUGCAGCACAAUGCAAGGGAAAACCCCUUUUCGAGGCACAAGGGUACGAAACCGAAAGGGGACACAAAGCAAACGAGAUCAUCACGGCCAAAGAAAACCCAAGAUGAAUGGAAUAUACCUAUUGAGUAUCAACCCCAGGAAGAAACUGUGACGACCAACGACUCUAGCGAGGAGGCUUGGAGGGAAGAUCAUUGUGAUGCCACAAAUGCACUGAUUACAGAUAAUGAAGAACAAACCGCGGGCGAGACUGCACAGACCUCAGCCGAACACAGGUGUAUUCCAGUGACCACAGAGGAAGAAAGUGCAAAGGAAAGUCGACCGGUAGUGGAUAAUCAAGAUGACUCACCACCCGAAAUACAAACUGCAAACGAACAGAAACUUGCGGCAAUCAAGAAUGAAUUGGUGCGAGCCACAGAACUGAUUUCCAGGGUGGUGGCCUUUAAAGGAACAAGGAAAGACAAAGAAUUCCUUUAUUUAGAAGAAUAUCUAACUCGUUGCUUACUUGGUCUAGACUUAAUCGAAACAGACGGACAAGAGAAUGUAAAAUGCGCUCGAAGGGCAGCCGUGAAAUAUAUUUAUUCGAUUCUCAAUGAUCUAGAAGAUAGAGUCAGUGAUGAAAGCUAG